Messenger RNA from Rhodofomes roseus, 947 nucleotides. RefSeq lists its product as uncharacterized. The record is from RefSeq and is a predicted model, not a curated record. Bases 95 to 733 code for a protein of 212 amino acids. NCBI's taxonomy places the organism in Eukaryota, Fungi, Basidiomycota, Agaricomycetes, Polyporales, Fomitopsidaceae. The transcript has 2 exons.
CGAACGAGGGGAUACACACAAAAGAUCAGAUAAGUGUGGGUAAGACUGUGGACGAUGGUGAUGCUCGAGCUGAAGAGAGGCCUGCGCGGGACCGAUGAGGGAGGAUGUUGUGCGUGCCGACGUGGCAAUGAGCUGUGGCGGUGUGCGCGGAAUCAAACAGAACACUGUGGGCGAAGCGGUCCGAAGGUCAUGGAAAGUUGCCUUUUCAGGCAAGUGGGCGCAGCCGCAGGCGCACAGAGCGCGCGCUCGGACGUCUCACCGGGGCCGUCGUGAUUGGCCCAACGGAUUCAUGAGAUCAACCGCAAUUUUGAUCUCGAGAACCGACACGCGAUCCGGGCAGUCGGACUGUCGCUGCUGUCCUGGGCGUGAUCCCUGCGCUGCGUCAUGCCAUCAUGCAUGGCGGUGUGCCAGUGCGCGGGUCCAAAGUUUGGCUCAGAUCAAGCUCAGAUGCGGGUUUUUCCUGCUUUUUUGUUUUCGCUCGUUGCAAAUUGUGGGUGUCUCGGACUCUUCGGGGCAGCGGCGCUGCGCUUGCCUCAAGCCUUACCCUGGAAUGGUGGCUCGGAAGGGACAUAUAUACCCGGGGCGACGUGCGAUCAUUUGCAACGGCCGCCACAGCACGCGGCGGGCGUUGCGAGACGAAGCAGCCGAGUUCUUUCUUGAUCGACAAAACACCUCCCGAGUCCGACGGCAGGACGCGGGCAGUAUCUCCAAGUGGUUAGGCCGGAGAUCAUGAUCUGCAGCUUCAAGUUCAAAUUGUACACACGCACGGCGGGUGAUCGCAUGCGCGGGCCCUUUCAUAUAAGUAUGUAACGCGUGCAUGUGCGGCCAAGUACGUUAUGCAGUCUUACUUCAUCUCGGAUGAGCCCUAGGAAGCAUGCUAAGUUAUAGGACUCCAGGCGCACGAUAUGAACCCGACAUGGCUUCCGAGGGUGCGAGCUAUUCCUGCC